AAAGAACAAGAAACACAAAAAGAGGAACAUUUGAUGGAAGAAAAGAAAAAGAAAAAGCAGGAAGAAAAGAAAAAGAAGGAAGGUGCUCAGAAAAAGGCUGCUGAUCAAAAAACCAAAGUGCCAGAACCUACCAAGACCUGUUCAAGCCAGCCCCAGCCUGCCGGCACCAGUACCAGUACUUCCACCAGCACCCUCUCCAGUGGCAGCAAUGGCAAACGUGCGUCUGCCGGCGGCCAGCAGCCAGCUGCAGCCCGUUACCUGCCUCGCGAGGUGCCUCCACGCUUCCGCCAGCAAGAACAGAAGCAGCUGUUAAAGAGAGGUCAGCCACUGCCCGCGGGGGCCCUGACCAGCGUGAGCCCCACCCAGGGUGCUGGGCCUGCAGGGCUGAGCCCGCCCCCGCUGCCUGGAGCUGGAGCACAGCCACACCCCAGUAAGCCCCAACCAGAUCUUGGUCACAGCGGCCCAGCGGAGCAUUAUGAGAGUUCCCACUGGGGACAGCAGCCCACUUACCGGAGCGAAGCCAGCUGCAGCUGGGAGAAGGCGCUAAGCGACAGGACAGACGCGGGGGCCUGGCCUUCCAUCACGGGAGCAGAGACGGAAUCCGCCUCAGAAUGUACCACAGACACUGACUCUGCCUCCAACUGUGGCUCAGAGAACAGUAGCAUGGCUACGGGGAGCGCCCAGGGCAGCUUCACUGGACAGACCAAGAAGACGAACGGCAAUAAUGGCUCCAACGGCACACUGGUCCAAAACCCGUCCGCUCAGAGUGCCCUUGGGGCGGGGGGAGCGAACGGUAACGGAGGUGCCGCCAGAGUGUGGGGCGUAGCCGCCGGCGCCGGCUCGGGCCUGGCUCACUGCUCCCUCAGCGGCGGGGAUGGGAAAAUGGACAACAUGAUCGGAGAUGGGAGGAGUCAGAACUGCUGGGGUGCCUCCAACUCCAACGCUGGCAUUAAUCUUAACCUUAAUCCCAACGCCAACCCAGCUGCCUGGCCUGUACUCGGACACGAAGGAACUGUGGCGACAGGCAACCCUUCCAGUAUUUGCAGUCCGGUCAGUGCCAUAGGUCAGAACAUGGGCACCCAGAAUGGGAACCCCACGGGCACUUUAGGUGCUUGGGGAAACUUGCUGCCGCAAGAGAGCACAGGACCACAGACGUCCACUUCCCAGAAUGUGUCUUUCAGCGCACAACCUCAGAACCUUAACACUGACGGGCCAAACAACACUAACCCCCUGAGCCCUUCCCCCAGCCCUCUCAACACAGUGCAGACGAACGGACUGCCGAACUGGGGCCUGGCUGUCAGCAUGGGGGCCAUCAUCCCGCCCCACCUGCAAGGCCUUCCUGGUGCUAACGGAUCGUCAGUUUCUCAAGUCGGCGGGGGUGGCAGCGAAGGAAUCGGCAGUUCUGUGUGGGGACUGUCCCCAGGUAACCCGGCCACAGGAAACAGCGGUUCCGGGUUCAGUCAGGGGAAUGGCGACACUGUGAACUCAGCAUUAAGUGCUAAGCAGAACGGCUCCAGCAGUGCUGUGCAGAAGGAGGGGAACGGAGGGAACAACGCCUGGGACUCAGGACCUCCCGCUGGUCCUGGCAUCCUCGCCUGGGGCCGGGGAGGGGGCAGCAGCGGCGUGGGCAACCUCCACUCGGGAGCUUGGGGCCACCCCAGCCGGAGCGCCUCCAACGGGGUGAACGGGGACUGGGGGAAGCCCCCCAACCAGCAUUCCAGUAGCGACGUCAACGGGAAAGGAUCAACAGGGUGGGACAGUCCUAGCGCUGGCGGCCAGAAUCCUGCCACGCAGCCUGGCAGCGAGCUCGUGAACUCUUGGGCCAAAGCUGCGUCCUCUGGAACGCCAGCCAGUGAAGGCAGCAGCGACAGUUCUGGCAGCCACCACGAAGGGAGCACUGGGCGGGAUGGGGCAGAAGGCCGACGGCGAGACAGAGGGCUUCUCGAGCAAGGGCACCUCCAGUUGCCAAGGAGCGACCUGGACCCCAGAGUUCUGUCCAACACUGGUUGGGGACAGACUCCAGUGAAGCAAAACACUGCCUGGGAAUUUGAAGAGUCCCCCAGGUCCGAGCGCAAGAACGACAAUGGGACAGAGGCCUGGGGGUGUGCAGCUACUCAGCCUUCACACUCAGGGGGGAAGAACGAUGGGUCCAGCGUGAACAGUACAAAUACCUCUUCAGUAUCGGGGUGGGUCAGCUCACCACCUGCUGCUGCGCCAGCGCACGCCGGCUGGGGAGACAGCAGCCACAAAGCGCCAAAUGGCCCCGCGGUUUGGGGGGAGGCGAUAAGCUCUACUGCUGUUAAUAAUGCUGCUGCUGCCAAGAGUGGCCACGCUUGGAGCGGGACGGUAAAUCAGGAGGACAAGUCCCCCACCUGGGCUGAGCCUCAGAAACCCAGAUCUCAGAACUGGGGAGAUGGACACAAGCCGAACCCAGCCUGGAGCGCAGGAGGGGGAGACUGGGCAGAUUCGUCCUCGGUCCUCGGACACCUGGGGGAGGGGAAGAAGAACGCCUCAGGCUGGGAUGCUGACAGUAGUCGGUCAGGGUCUGGUUGGAACGAGGCUCCGAGGUCGGGGACCGGUGGCUGGGGCAAUGGCACAAACACGAAGGUGAAUCCAGGGACGAGCUGGGGAGAGUCUUUGAAGCCUGGCCCCCAACAAAACUGGGCGAGCAAACCCCCAGACAGCAGCUCGAAUAACUGGGGAGGAGCCGCUUCCGUGAAACAGACAGGAACAGGGUGGAUCGGGGGACCGGUCCCCGUCAAACCGAAGGACAGCAGCGAGGCCACGGGCUGGGAGGAACCUUCCCCGCCCUCCAUCCGACGCAAAAUGGAAAUCGAUGACGGUACCUCAGCUUGGGGCGACCCGAGCAACUACAACAAUAAAACUGUAAACAUGUGGGACAGAAACAACCCAGGCAUCCAGAGCAGCGCCUCGGCGGGCGCCACCGCCACCACCGCCACCACGAGCGACAGCGUGAGCGCGGCUGAGGCGCCCCCGGCGCACCAGGCCAGCGCCCAGCUCAGCCGAUCACCGCUGCUUGGCCCAGCUUCGUCGGGCUGGGGAGAAAUGCCUAACGUUCAUUCGAAGGCUGAAAACUCUUGGGGGGAGUCAUCAUCCCCGUCCACCCUGGUUGAUAAUGGCACAGCAGCGUGGGGCAAGCCACCCAGCAGCGGCAGCGGAUGGGGGGACCAGCCCACCGAGCCGGCGCUGACAUUCGGGAGGGCCAGCGCCCCCACUGCCGCCCCAGCCCUGUGCAAACCAGCUUCAAAAUCUAUGCAAGAAGGCUGGGGCAGCGGCGGGGACGACACGAACCUCGGCGCCAGUCAGUGGGAGGACGAGGACGGGGGCGUGUGGAACCAUGCGGCUUCGCAGGAGAGCCCCUCUUCCUGCAGCUCUUGGGGGAACGCCCCCAAGAAAGGGCUCCAGAAGGGCAUGAAAACAUCUGGCAAGCAGGACGAGGCCUGGAUCAUGACCCGGCUGAUGAAGCAACUCACAGACAUGGGCUUCCCGAGAGAGCCGGCUGAAGAGGCCUUGAAGAGCAACAACAUGAACCUCGACCAGGCCAUGAGCGCUCUGCUGGAAAAGAAGGUGGACGUGGACAAGCGUGGACUGGGAGUGACCGACUACAACGGGAUGGUCACCAAGCCCCUUGGCUGCCGCCCACCUAUCUCCAAAGAGUCUUCCGUGGACCGCCCCACCUUCCUUGACAAGGAUGGCGGCCUCGUGGAAGAGCCCACGACUUCACCAUUUUUGCCUUCACCAAGCCUGAAGCCCCCCCUUUCCAACAGUGCACUCCCCAGUCAGGCCCUGGGCGGGAUUGCCUCAGGGCUGGGCAUGCAAAACUUGAAUUCUGCUAGACAGACACCGAGUGGCAAUCUGGGCAUGUUUGGCAGCAGCGGAGCAGCGCCCGCCAGGACCAUGCAGCAGCCGCCGCAGCCGCCCGUGCCACCCCUGAGCUCCUCCCAGCCCAGUCUCCGUGCUCAAGUGCCUCAGUUUCUAUCCCCUCAGGUUCAAGCACAGCUUUUGCAGUUUGCAGCAAAAAACAUUGGUCUCAACCCUGCACUAUUAACCUCGCCAAUUAAUCCUCAGCAUAUGACGAUGUUGAACCAGCUCUAUCAGCUGCAGCUGGCAUACCAACGUUUACAGAUCCAGCAGCAGAUGCUACAGGCCCAGCGGAACGUUUCCGGACCCAUGAGACAACAGGAGCAGCAAGUUGCGCGCACAAUCACUAACCUGCAGCAGCAGAUUCAGCAGCACCAGCGCCAGCUGGCCCAGGCCCUGCUCGUGAAGCCGCCGCCCCCGCCACACCUGUCUCUGCACCCCUCUGCAGGCAAAUCGGCCCUGGACAGCUUCCCCCCCCACCCCCCGGCCCCCGGCCUCCCUGAGCUGCAGACCAAAGAGCAGCAAUCUUCACCCAGCACCUUCGCCCCCUACCCUCUAGCUGGACUGAACCCAAACAUGAAUGUCAGCAGCAUGGACAUGACCGGUGGUUUAUCAGUGAAGGACCCAUCUCAGUCCCAGUCACGCCUCCCUCAGUGGACUCACCCCAACCCGAUGGAUAACUUACCCGGUGCUGCUUCUCCGCUCGACCAGAACCCCAGCAAGCAUGGUGCUAUCCCUGGAGGUCUGAGCAUCGGACCUCCAGCCAAGUCCUCCAUUGACGACUCCUAUGGCCGGUACGAUUUAAUCCAGAGCAGCGAGUCACCAGCCAGCCCUCCUGUAGCUGUUCCCCAUAGCUGGUCACGUGCCAAAUCCGACAGUGAUAAAAUCUCAAACGGCUCCAGCAUCAACUGGCCCCCAGAAUUCCAUCCUGGAGUUCCCUGGAAAGGACUUCAGAACAUAGACCCGGAGAAUGACCCCGACGUCACUCCUGGAAGUGUCCCCACCGGGCCCACCAUCAACACCACCAUACAGGAUGUCAACCGCUACCUCCUCAAGAGUGGAGGGUCCUCCCCACCGUCAUCUCAGAAUGCCGCGCUGCCUCCCUCGAGUGCCUGGCCGCUCGCUGCCUCCGGCCACAGUCGCGCUUUCAGCAGCCUCGCGCCCGCUCCUGCUGUUGCAGGUAAGCUGUCAGACAUCAAAGCGACGUGGUCCUCUGGCUCUGCCUCCCACACGCAAGCCUCUCUGUCUCACGAACUGUGGAAGGUGCCCAGAAACACUACUGCACCCACGAGGCCCCCGCCAGGGCUAACCAACCCCAAGCCUUCCUCCGCCUGGGGAGCCAGUCCCCUCGGCUGGACCAGCUCUUACUCCUCGGGUUCCGCCUGGAGUACCGACGCCUCAGGAAGGACAAGCAGCUGGCUCGUUCUCCGCAACCUCACACCCCAGAUCGACGGCUCCACCCUGCGGACGCUGUGCCUGCAGCACGGGCCCCUCAUCACAUUCCACCUGAACCUGACGCAGGGCAAUGCCGUGGUCCGCUACAGCUCCAAGGAGGAAGCCGCCAAGGCCCAGAAGUCCCUGCACAUGUGUGUUCUGGGAAACACUACCAUCUUGGCCGAGUUCGCCGGCGAAGAAGAAGUGAACCGCUUCUUAGCCCAAGGCCAAGCACUGCCACCCACCUCCAGCUGGCAGCCCAGCCCGGGGACCAGCCAGACGCGGCUGGGUGCCUCGGGCAGCGCCCACGGCCUGGUGCGGAGCGACGCCGGCCACUGGAAUGCUCCAGGGCUGGCCGGCAAAGGGAGCAGCGACCUGCUGUGGGGCGGGGUCCCCCAGUACUCGAGCAGCCUGUGGGGCCCCCCCAGCAGCGACGACGGCAGGGUCAUCGGAAGCCCCACCCCGCUGAACACACUGCUCCCUGGUGACCUUCUCAGUGGGGAGUCCAUCUAGCCCCGGGCGGCCCCGAGGGCACGGCGGUCAUCAGCUCCAGGAGGACACGCUGACCCUCUCCAGCCCGGGUGUU
Budorcas taxicolor (takin) is the source of this 5902-nucleotide messenger RNA. It is a transcript of the gene TNRC6C, whose product is annotated as trinucleotide repeat containing adaptor 6C. Gene Ontology annotation, molecular function: RNA binding; protein binding. Bases 34 to 5829 code for a protein of 1931 amino acids. NCBI's taxonomy places the organism in Eukaryota, Metazoa, Chordata, Mammalia, Artiodactyla, Bovidae. Gene Ontology annotation, cellular component: nucleoplasm; P-body. The record is from RefSeq and is a predicted model, not a curated record. The transcript is spliced from 22 exons. Gene Ontology annotation, biological process: miRNA-mediated post-transcriptional gene silencing; positive regulation of nuclear-transcribed mRNA poly(A) tail shortening.